Molecule: messenger RNA, 906 nt
Organism: Chilo suppressalis (striped riceborer)
Lineage: Eukaryota; Metazoa; Arthropoda; Insecta; Lepidoptera; Crambidae
Source: the annotation of a GenBank genome assembly
AUGGAUCAAAGCAUUACUUAUAAUUUAACAAAACCAAGUAUAUUAUUGAUGAAUAAUGUAUACCUCAGCUGGCUUCAAACAAUAUAUUUAAAAGUUCCAAAGAAUGUGACUAUGUUUACGAGAAGAACUUUUUAUGACUCUAAUAAGCAUACUAGUUUCCCUGUUGCUUUUCUUGAUAGCAAUAUCAAACAAUAUAAUGAAACAACAUUGUUGAAACAAAAUCAUAAUAAUUUGAUACCAAAUGAUGCUGGUUGUCUCAAUGUUCAAAUAAUGGUACCACAACAUGAUAGUUUACAAUACUUUAUUCAAUGGCAACGUUAUAGAAAAUAUUGGUGGAGUUCUAUUACUACAACACCCAGCUUAUUUGUUGUUGAUGAAGUGAACUAUGAACAUGAUACAACUCAUGCCAAUAUAACAGCAAAAUUUCCUUGGGGACAGCAUAAAGUUGAGACAAUCACAUUGAGCACUAAAGAAGCUAUUAACAGUGUAUCAACCAUUACCUGUUCAACUUCUUUAGAAAUAGCCUUAUAUAUUAUACUCCAAGAUGGAUUAUGCAAUAGUACAAAAGAAGAGUACCUUAGAUUACAUAGAAAUAUGGCACCUUUCAAAAUAGCAUUUGUAUUAGAUUAUGAAGAUGCUGUUAAUAAAAAAAGAUUGUGUGAACUAGCAAAACUAAUAUAUUCUAAGCUGCAUAAAAGGAAUAUAUCAUCAUUUCUUCCUAACUUUACAUUAACGGCUAAACAGCAAAUAAUGGAAAACCUCCGUUUAGGAGUAACUUACGUGGCUAUACUUUGUGAUUCUACUUUGAAUAAUGGCAUUAUCCAACUGUUAAAUAGCAGUACAAUGUUAAAGGAACAAGUGCAUUUAGCUGAUUUGGAGUCAUAUGCGAGCAUUUUAUGUAAAUAA